AUGCCCGCCAAUAAUCGCAUGCACACGGGGGCCGCCCUGCAAACGCACGGCAUCUGGGCCGACACCAUCGGCUACGAUCCCUACGCCCCGACCGCGACGGGCACCGGGGAGGCGCCCGUGCCCGAGAGCCUGCCCGUGGCCCCGAGCCCCUACGAGAAGGCGCAGGGCCUCCUCGCCCUCGCCCGUCUCACCGGCAGCGGCACCUCCAACAGCCGCGGCACCUGCUACAAGUGCAACGGAGUGGGGCAUCUCACGUUCCAGUGCCGCAACUCGGUCAAGCUGAACCCCAACAACGUUGACGUCUCCUCCACCGAGAGCGAUACCUCCGACUCUGACUCUGGUUCGUCCGACUCGUCCGACUCGGAAGCGGAGCGUAAGCCUGCGCCGCGAGCAGCCGUGCCGGCAGUGGUCGAAAAGGAGAGGGAGGCGGAGAAGAAGAAGGAGAGCCACCGGCGUCGGCAUCGCUCCCGGUCGCGGAGUCCCCGGAAGAAGAGGAGGACGAGCAGCAGAAGCAGCAGAAGCAAGCGAGAGGCGGGAAGCGGCGACGAAAAGGACGAAAAGAGGGAGAGGCGUGAUCGAGAGCGGAGGAAACGUUCGCGCUCGCGCUCGUCGUCGGGUUCGCGUUCGCCGUCGAGCCGCAAGACAAGGAAGCACAGCAAGAGGGACGCCGAACGCAAGAAGCGUAGGAAGGAGAAGCGGGACAAAAAGGAGAAGAAGGAGAGGAGGAAGGAGAAGAAGGGAAGCGACCGCAAGAAGCGCAGCCACAAGCACUCCUCCUCCUCCUCCUCCGACUGA
Acanthamoeba castellanii str. Neff is the source of this 795-nucleotide messenger RNA. RefSeq names its product zinc knuckle domain containing protein. The record is from RefSeq and is a predicted model, not a curated record. NCBI's taxonomy places the organism in Eukaryota, Discosea, Longamoebia, Acanthamoebidae. The transcript is spliced from 3 exons. Gene Ontology annotation, molecular function: nucleic acid binding; zinc ion binding. The coding region runs from base 1 to 795 and encodes 264 amino acids.